AUGGCUAGAACCAAGCAAACAGCUAGAAAAUCCACUGGUGGUAAAGCCCCAAGAAAGCAAUUAGCUUCCAAGGCUGCCAGAAAGUCUGCUCCAUCUACCGGUGGUGUCAAGAAGCCUCACAGAUAUAAGCCAGGUACCGUUGCUUUAAGAGAAAUUAGAAGAUUCCAAAAGUCUACUGAAUUAUUGAUCAGAAAGUUGCCAUUCCAAAGAUUAGUCAGAGAAAUUGCCCAAGAUUUCAAGACUGACUUGAGAUUCCAAUCCUCCGCCAUUGGUGCUUUACAAGAAUCCGUUGAAGCUUACUUGGUGUCGUUAUUCGAAGAUACUAACUUGUGUGCUAUCCACGCCAAGAGAGUGACUAUCCAAAAGAAGGACAUCCAAUUGGCCAGAAGAUUAAGGGGUGAAAGAUCAUAG
Molecule: messenger RNA, 411 nt
Organism: Debaryomyces tyrocola
Lineage: Eukaryota; Fungi; Ascomycota; Pichiomycetes; Serinales; Debaryomycetaceae
Source: the annotation of a GenBank genome assembly